Molecule: messenger RNA, 935 nt
Organism: Pyrenophora tritici-repentis Pt-1C-BFP
Lineage: Eukaryota; Fungi; Ascomycota; Dothideomycetes; Pleosporales; Pleosporaceae
Source: RefSeq, a predicted model, not a curated record
AUGGAACCCUUCUAUAAGUCUGGUCCAGAAAGUGCAAAAGAUACCACUCUUUCUGUUUCAUCAACAUCAGAAGACGGGCCAUCGACAUCAAACACAUCUGCUUCGGAACACAUGCCACCACCACCAGCCUACCACAUGGUAGUAGACCCCAGCAUGCCGAUCCCAAAUCUCAGAAAUCCAUACGACCACAUGGAAGAGGAUGAUGACAAAGACGACGAAGACACACCCGAAGUCACCAUCAACGCCGCAACACAAAUUCGCGGCCAUGGAAACAUAGUAUCCAUUGCGCAAAUGGAUAGCAUGCGUGUGGCAAAUCUAAUCAGCACCAUACUCACUGGCGAUCCCAACAAAGCACCCUCUGACGGUACUGGACGCCCGUUAACACCUCCAUCUCCCACAGCGCGGGUUCUAGCCACAUCACGGACAGAGAUGAGAGGCGUGAAAAUGUACCCCAGUAUCAACAUUACCGUCAACUGUGGCGCGACGAUUAUUGGGGACAGAAAUAUUGUUGGCCCGGGAUUGGGAGAUAUCGCAAGGCAGAUGCAGAUGGCGCAGAGGAAUCAGGCGGCGCAACAGCAGCAACAGGCUGCAGCACAAGCACAAGCGGCUGCCGCAGCCGCCGCAAGACAAGCACAAAAGAUGAAUUCGGGGCCGACUAUUGCUACGCCGCCAAUGAGUCGGAGUUCGAGUUUGCAUAGUGAUGCUUGCGGGAGGAAGAGGAAAACCGAGGAUAUAGAAGAAGGCUGUGCUGGAAAGAGGGCUCGUUGAAGAGCAUGAUACGUACUAUACGCUUACUGUUUACGAUUGUUUCUUGGUGGUUUUGUUCGUGUUGUUUUGCUGGCGUUGGUGGCAAAUGUGUUCACGACGGUGAUGAAAUCAUAUGGUAGUAUCCUAGACAAUUAGCAUUAAAAUCUGUAACGAUCCGCCAAGUCAAA